Messenger RNA from Encephalitozoon romaleae SJ-2008, 759 nucleotides. Its product is annotated as putative ATP binding protein. The transcript has a single exon. Gene Ontology annotation, molecular function: GTPase activity. The coding region runs from base 1 to 759 and encodes 252 amino acids. The record is from RefSeq and is a predicted model, not a curated record. NCBI's taxonomy places the organism in Eukaryota, Fungi, Microsporidia, Unikaryonidae.
AUGGGGUAUGCUAUUUUUGUCUUUGGGCCAGCUGGAUCAGGGAAAUCAACCUUUUGUAGGAACAUCCAGGAGCAUGGGGAAAGCAUAGGCAGAAGCUACAGGGUGAUAAACCUGGACCCUGCACAAAUCUCCACCAGUGAUAACUAUGCCUUAGACCUUAGAGACUUCAUUACGGUUGGUGAUGUCAUGGAAGAAUACGGCUAUGGACCGAAUGGAGGGCUGUUGGUUGCAUUGGAAGAGCUUUAUGAAAACAUCAGUGAAUUGGAAUUGGAAGACCUUGAGGGUUCCUUCCUCAUCUUUGAUUGCCCUGGGCAGAUAGAGCUAUUUGUACAUUCAGAGAUAAUGCCCAAAAUCAUUGAUUAUGUAAGCCGCUACUUUAGAUGUGGGAUUGUCUAUGUGAUGGAAUCUCAGUAUCUGGUCGACAUCAACAAGUAUAUAAAUGGAUGCUUUUGUGCACUUAUUUCAAUGGCAAGGAUGAAUGUUCCCUGCAUCAACGUGAUUUCAAAAAUGGACUUGAUCAAGAACGAGGAUCUGGAUAUGUUUUAUACGCCAAACGAAGACCUCUCGGCAUUGAUUGGAACAGGGAGGUAUUCAGGAUUGUGCAAAAGAAUGUUAAGCUUUGUCGCAGAGAAUAACAUGUUGAACUUCUAUCCAUUGGAUUGGAACAAAGAAGAAUAUAUUGAAGAACUAAUCUACUGCAUAGACAAUGCUGUGCAAUAUUAUGAAGAUGCUGAGCCUAAAACAAAGGAUUUCGAUUAA